UUCCGGUGCGGAGUCCUCCUGUGGUUGCUUCCCCCUCCCCUUCCCUCCUUCCGUGGCGCCGAGGGGCCCCGGGGCUUCCGGGGCCAUAGAGGGGGGCUAGAGUGGCCCCCAGCGAGAGGGGCCCGACCGCGACCCACCCGCCCGCCCGCGGAACGCCGCCGCCGUCUCGGGCAUGUCCGCGCGGGGCCGCCGCCGCUGGCUCUGAGGCUGGAGCGGGCCGGGGCGGGCGGGGGAGACGCUCGAGACCCCCGGCCCCGCCCCGCCCCGCCUGCGGCAGCGGCAGCGGCAGCACCCAGGAGUCCGGGUGACUGGGCUCGGCCUGGCCCGGCAGACCGCGGCGGGGAGAUGUGGCCCUGACUGGUAGCCAUGCCAGCCUGUUGACAUGGAGCUGUGAGCUCCCCUUUAACACCGGCAGUUUCAUUGCCACCCCAGCCCUCACCCCCAGCUCUACAGACACAAAGGCCUUCUCUGAAGCCCCUGCUGGACUGAGGGGCCCUGCCCCCACUUGCCUGUCUCCCAGUGCCAGACCCACCCUGCUGUCACCAUGUCGACUUCGUCACUUCGGCGCCAGAUGAAGAAUAUUGUGCACAACUACUCAGAGGCAGAGAUCAAGGUGCGGGAGGCUACAUCCAAUGACCCAUGGGGCCCGUCUAGCUCGCUCAUGUCCGAGAUAGCUGACCUCACCUACAACGUGGUUGCAUUCUCUGAGAUCAUGAGCAUGAUCUGGAAACGCCUCAAUGACCAUGGCAAGAACUGGCGCCACGUCUACAAGGCCAUGACGCUAAUGGAGUACCUGAUCAAGACAGGCUCAGAGCGUGUGGCACAGCAGUGCAAGGAGAACAUCUACGCUAUCCAGACCCUGAAGGACUUCCAGUACGUUGACCGUGAUGGCAAGGACCAGGGGGUCAACGUGCGUGAGAAAGCCAAGCAGCUGGUGGCUCUGCUCAAGGACGAUGAGCGUCUCAAGGAGGAGCGUGCCCAUGCCCUCAAGACUAAGGAGAAGCUGGCCCAGACGUCCACAGCCUCCUCAGCCUCAAGUGCCAGUGCCCCCACAGAUGCAGAGCAGGCCUGGCCGCAGAGCAGCGGGGAGGAGGAGCUGCAGUUACAGCUGGCAUUGGCCAUGAGCAAGGAGGAGGCUGAGCAGCCCCCUGCCGCAGCUGAAGAGGACCUGCAGCUCCAGCUUGCCCUUAGCUUGAGCAAGGAGGAGCACGACAAGUCAGGGGCAGCAUCACCUCCGUGUUCUGGGGGUCUCUUGAGGGCCCCGCUCUUCUCAGCGUGUCCAGGUGCCUGCAUACAGGAGGAGCGCAUCCGGCGAGGAGAUGACCUGCGCCUCCAGAUGGCCAUUGAGGAGAGCAAGAAGGAGACUGUGCCGGCCCGGAGUGAGGAGUCAUCACUGAUGGACCUGGCUGACGUCUUCACAGCUCCAGCCCCCCCAGCCAUAGGGGACCCCUGGAACACCACAGCCCCUGCUGACCCUUGGGGCACUUCUGGGCCUGCCCCAGCUGGGCCCCCAGCUGGGCCCCCAGCCUCUGACCCAUGGGGUGGGACCCCUAGUGGCCCACCUCCCAGCAGCGACCCAUGGGGGGCAGCUGCCCCCAUCCCUGCUGUGGGCUCUGCAGAUCCCUGGGGAGGUGACCAAACCACCACUAACUCGGAUCCCUGGAAUUCUGAAGCUCAAGCCGUGGAUGUGGCAGCCCCCUUUGCAAGAGUGCCCUGCCCUAGUGGCACCUCUCGGCUAGGAACAGGAGGGGGUGCUGCUGGGAGCGGAGCAGCUCCCACCAAUGACCCAUGGGCAUCAGUCCCAGCUCCCACCCCCACUGCCCAGGUGAAGCCCCCACAGGACCCUUGGGCCCCAGCACAGACCUUCUCUGACCCUUGGGGAGGCUCUCCAUCAAAGCCCAGCACCAAUGGCACUGCAGCUGGUGGAGGCUUUGAGCAGUUCGGCAGCCCUGGUGAGACUGAUGAGUUCUCUGACUUCGACAGUCUACGUACAACGCUACCCAAAUCUGGGAGCAGCACAGGAGAACUGGACCUGUUGGCAGGGGAGGUGCCAGUGUCACGUGUAGCUGGCACCAAGAGCCCCAGCACCUUCGACAUGGCGGCUGUCGGGGGGUCACUGGCUGAGGUCUCCAAAUCCACACGCAAGACCCCCGAGUCCUUCCUGGGACCCAAUGCUGCCCUUGUCGACCUGGACUCACUUGUCUCUGCCAAGCCCCCUGCUGCCUCGACCGCCAAGACCUCCAACCCCUUCUUGCCCACCGGGGCAGCUCCAGUGGCGUCAGCAACAGCAGCAGGACCUGUGGCAGGCGCCUCAACCACCAACCCAUUCCAGCAGCCUCAGGCGGCUUCCCUCACUCUCAGCCAGCUGCGCGUCAGCCCUGUAAUGGCACUGGGGCAGCCUGGGCCAACUGCUGCCCCCUUUGCUGCUCCCAUGGUCUCUGUCUCCCCUAUGGCUCCUGGUGUGCCCCUCACCUCUGUCUCCCCUAUGGUGGGAAUGCAGCCCUUGGCACCUGUGCCCACACCUAUGGGGCUGCCUCCCAUGAUGGCCCCACCACCUGUGGGAUCUGGCACCACCUCAGCCCAGAGCCUGGCCAACACUAACCCCUUUCUGCUAUAAGGGGAUAGGCUGCUGACCCCUCCCCAGACAGGGCUGACCCUGGGCAGGGUAUUAUAGCCCCCCCAUCUCCCUCCCAUUGUUUCAGCCUCCCAGGGCCUCUGUCUCCUCCCCCUAGCCCUGGGGUAUUAACAGGAGGGUCUGUGGGAGUGAAUUACCCCUACCCCAGGGCUCUGCUUAACUGCUCCGUUCAUGAGGUGGGAAUGUUAAGCCCUGCCUUUCUAUUUUCAGCCCUGGAUUGGGGCAGGGCUUGAGCUUGGUCCUGUGUGGCUGCUCUGGGGGAGGGGGUGGGAGCUCUCUGGCCUGUGGGUCUUCAACCCUGCCUCCACCUUAAAUUUCUGCCUUUAACCUGCCCGCUGUACCCUCUACCUUCAUGAAUUUUGGGUGCUGCCCCUUUAAAUUAUCAUUGCUCCUUAGCUCUGAGACUCAAAUCACACUAAUGCCCCUGCAGCUUGGGCCCUUCAGGGGGCAGCUGCGGCCCCAGUGCACACACUAGGCGGCCCCUGCCUCCUCCCUGCCCCUGGAAGUCUUGAUGCCUGGAAGGGGAGGACACUGUGCUGCCGCCCAGGGGGCUGCAGGACUGCCCAGGGGCAGGAUCCCCCUUUCUCACGGGCAGCACUGGGACCUGCUUGGAGACCUAGGGCCAACUCCAGCCUGUGGGGCUGGCUGGAGAAGAAGGAACGAAGUCGGGUGAGCUACCCCCGCCCCCCCCAGGCCCGGCAGCUGUGGGGCUGGGCUGGGCUGCGGCUGCUCGUGUCUGCGCCCCGGGGGCGGAUCUUGAUCUCCUUCUCCUGGACCAAAGGCAGCCCUGCCGGGCCGGCUUCCCCUGCAUGCUGUCCUCGCCCCGGCCCCGAGGUGGAAGUGGCUCGUGUGUGUGUUGCUGUGACGCUUGGACCCGGGCCCCCCCCCCCCCCCGCCCGGCAGCCCCGUGGGGGGCGCAGCAGCCGGCCACAGACCGCUCGCAGCCCCGUGUACGCGGAACAUGCUCAAGUGAUUCAUAAUAAAUAAUAAACGGAG
Molecule: messenger RNA, 3631 nt
Organism: Alligator mississippiensis (American alligator)
Lineage: Eukaryota; Metazoa; Chordata; Crocodylia; Alligatoridae
Gene: EPN1
Product: epsin 1
Exons: 13
Coding region: 545-2617 (690 amino acids)
Biological process (GO): endocytosis
Cellular component (GO): plasma membrane; clathrin vesicle coat; endosome
Molecular function (GO): clathrin binding; phospholipid binding
Source: RefSeq, a predicted model, not a curated record